Messenger RNA from Trichogramma pretiosum, 1806 nucleotides. RefSeq names its product pre-mRNA-processing factor 19-like. Gene Ontology annotation, cellular component: U2-type catalytic step 1 spliceosome; Prp19 complex; cytoplasm. The transcript has 7 exons. The record is from RefSeq and is a predicted model, not a curated record. Bases 104 to 1606 code for a protein of 500 amino acids. Gene Ontology annotation, molecular function: ubiquitin protein ligase activity; protein binding. Lineage: Eukaryota; Metazoa; Arthropoda; Insecta; Hymenoptera; Trichogrammatidae. Gene Ontology annotation, biological process: mRNA splicing, via spliceosome; DNA repair; protein ubiquitination.
UUGCAAACUAAGAGAACAGUUGGUAACUAUUGUAUACAUUCUAAUAACUACUGUAAGUUGUGAGUUGUAACUGCUAAGGGAUAAACUCGUUAAGUGUGAUAAAAUGUUGCAGUGUGCCAUUACUAAUGCAGUUCCCGAAGAACCGGUGGUUUCACCGGUAUCCGGUCAUAUAUUUGAAAAAAGUGUUAUAGAAAAAUAUAUAAUAGAGAAUGGAUGUGAUCCGAUAAAUGGCAUCGAUUUGAGUGUAGACCAACUUAUUGAAGUUAAAACUGAUGCAUGCCUCAAGCCAAAUCCACCAUCAGCAACAUCAAUUCCAAAUGUUUUAAAAGAUUUACAAGAUGAAUAUGACGCUGUUACUUUAGCGUCAUUCAAAGUUAAACAGCAAGUUCAUGCAUCUCGUGCAGAACUACAGCAAAGCCUCUAUCAACAUGAUUCUGUUUGUCGAGCUAUAACAAAACUCACUAAGGAAGCAGCUGCAGCUAAAGAAGCAUUAGCCAUGAUUAAACCAUUAACUUCAGCUGCAAACAUUCCUCAACCAGCAUUAGCUAUGGAAGCUGGUGGAACAGCUACACAACCCGACGAACAAGCAGGAAUAACUGAAGACAUUAUCGAAAAAUUACAAGAGAAAGCAACAGUUUUGACUCAAGAAAGAAAACGUAGAGGCAGAUCUAUUCCAGAAGAUCUUUCUACACAUGAUACAAUAAAAUCAUUUGAAACAUUGUCAUCACAUCCAGGUCUUCAUUCAGCUAGUACUCCUGGAAUUCUGGCUUUAGAUAUACAUGGAGCAGAUACAAGUAGAAUUGUAACUGGUGGAGCUGAUAAAAAUGCAGUAGUUUUUAACAAAGAUACUGAACAAAUUGUCACCAUUCUUAAAGGUCAUUCAAAAAAAGUCACAAGAGUUAUUUAUCAUCCAACAGAAGAUGUAGUUAUGACAGCUUCUCCUGAUUCAACUGUUAGAGUUUGGAAUGUGGAUACUAGUCAAACCAUGUUACUAAUGAGAACUCAUGAUGCACCUGUAACAGGAUUGUCAUUGCAUCCGACUGGAGAUUACUUGCUCAGUUCAUCUCUCGAUCACUGUUGGGCAUUUUCAGAUAUUCGAACAGGUUUAUUACUUACAAAGGUAUCUGGACAAGGUAGCCAACCUUUAACUACAGCACAGUUUCACCCUGAUGGCUUAAUCUUUGGUACUGGAACUGUAGAUUCACAAAUUAAAAUUUGGGAUUUAAAGGAACAAUCUAAUGUUGCUAAUUUCCCUGGACAUUCUGGACCUAUUACAGCAAUAAGUUUUUCAGAAAAUGGUUAUUAUUUGGCUACAGCUGCUGAAGAUUCUUGUGUAAAAUUAUGGGAUCUGCGUAAACUGAAAAAUUUCAAAACUUUACAAUUAGAUGAAUCUUAUGAAGUACAAGAUAUUUGUUUCGAUCAAAGUGGUACUUACUUAGCUGUCUGUGGAUCAGAUGUUAGGAUCUAUGUUUGCAAACAGUGGGUAGAGUUGAAGACAUUCAAUGAUCACACAGCCUCAGUGACUUCUGUGCGUUUUGGAAAGAAUGCUGAUUUUAUAGCCUCCUCAAGUAUGGACAGAACUUUUAAAGUAUAUGGUUCAAAAUGAAAAUUUAUGUGGAUAAUUUUUUAAAAAUAAAAUUAAUUUUUUAUAAAUAAGAUUAUGUAAAAUUUUAUAAAAUAACUCAAAUAGAUAUUUUCUAAUUUUUAAUAAGCUUUUUCUUGACAACCCUCUUGCAUAGGAAAAUAAUUCCCACAGUACAAUGUGCAUAGAAUAUUAAGAAUAAUUAUAUGAAUAACUAAAGAUAG